GCGCUAUGUAAGUCUAACAGUCGACAGUAAAAUGUAAAUUUGCCGAAGCCGCAGGUUUUGCAGCUCUUAACACAACGAAUGUCUCCUUUGUUCUGAGUAUGUGAACGAACCAUCUUACCCAGCCGCCAUGAGACGAGCCAAGAUUCGUCCGAGUAUUAACCUCUCUGCUGCCUCUCGUCGGAGUGUCCCAACCCCGGCAGCUAAGGCCAAAGAUCCCUCCCCUUCAACGCCCAAGGGGGCCGGACCCAAGCCAGGACUCCGAUCAGCAUCCAAACCGACAACACCUCAACCUUCUGAAUCUCAGCCCGUCAUCAACAAAGAUGUUCCCAAGGGUAGCCACGCCCAGCAACACCAAGAAAACCAGCUGAAGAAGCAGCAAGAGGAGAGUGAUCAAGUUAAACAGGUGCAGUCAGUGAAAGAACAAGAGCUGCAGAAACGACAUGAUCAGGAAGAACAGCACCAACAAGAUGAGAGACUUCCUCCAGAUUCGACACCAUCGGUGGAUCUUUCACCAAGCACACCGAUUCAACCCGUCCCGGUCCCCCCAGCUAAACCCCAACCCGCCUCCCCAUCCAAGCCUGCCCCGGAAUCCCCAACCAAGACUUCAUCCACGGUGCGUCGCAAGCGCAUCAUGGCAAUCCCCAACCUUGGCCAGCCACGCGUGCGCACCGGCCCGAGCCAGCCUGGCAAAGCCUUAGCCAGGGCCGCCAAGGCAACGACCCCGGAGAAAGAGGUUGAGGUGGAGAGGGGAGGGGCCAGAGGGAAAGUGGGCGGGGUAGACGGAGUCAGGCAGGAGGCUGGGGAGGGUGAGAUGGGACCUCCGUUGCAACCGCCACCGAUUCAGAGACUUACCGCCGCAUCGGCUCCAAGCACUCAAACACCCAACAAGGCGCCCAACAGAGCGACCCCAACUCACCACGACGCCCCUUCGCAGCCCCAAACUGUCCCCCCCAAAACCAACAGCACCCCUACCGCCAUGACCACGCCCCGCAGACCCUCCCUGGCACGAUCUGACAGCACCACCGACAAGCAUCCUCAAGGCUCCGAGAACGUCUACGAGAAGAGGCUUCGGGAGUUGAAGGACCGAAUGAAAUCAGAGACUCCAUCCAGACGAAGACGCCAUUACGUCAAGGAGAAGGUACAGCCCCCGGAGCGAAGCAAGAUGACAAUGAGUGACCUCAUCUACUUCAACCCCAAGACGAGCCCCAUGAAGAAUACCGCAGUGAGUAAAGAGAAGAAGUUUCCUCGGACCAUUAUGACUGAGCAUGUUGUCAGCGCUAACAACUCCGUCAAUAACAGCGCUCAUAACUCUGAGAAUGAGGACGAUGAGGAGGAGAAGGAGGACGACGUUGACCCCUUUGCACCUCAGGUCAAGAUUGGUCCGGACGGAUCCAUCAUACUGGAUAACACGAGUCUUGUGAAGGAUGCCUCUCCAGCCAAGACCCUUCAUUUAUCGGACGAUGAUGUCAUCCAAGAGGAUUCCUCGAACACGACCUAUGCCAGCUUCCGAAAUAGGACAUACACUAGAGCGUGGAAUGAAAAGGACACUGCCAAGUUUUACAGAGCUCUUAGCGCCGUCGGCACUGACUUCUCGAUGAUCAAUGCCAUGUUCCCAAAGCGGACCAGACAACAGAUCAAGAACAAGUUCAAGAGAGAGGAACGUCACAACCGUCACUUACUCGACAAAGCCAUCAGAGAAAGACAACACUUUGACAUGUCGCUGUUCAACAAGGAACCAAGUUCCGACUCGGAACUGGAGAAUCGCGUAAAAAAGAAGAAGAGCAAAGAGAAAGGAGGGAGUAAACCCACCGCCAAGGGUAAACGCAAGGAAAGAGGCAAGCGCAAAGGAAAGGCUAAACGUAGCAUGGAUAAAGAUGACAACACCGACAAGGACUCUGAUGUGGAAUCCAUUGACGUCGAGGUUGGCGCCAAAGAUGCCGGGGAAGAUGGUUCGAAAGAUGCUGCUGCUGAAGAAGCAGAGGGAGGAACAGCCGAAGACGGAGCAGCCAGGCAGAGCGGCGGGAGCGAGGAUGAGAUCGACAUGGAGACGAUACUCAGCCAACCCACGCGGUCCGGUCGACAACCGAAAAUGAAGGUGAACUUCUCGGCCAAGGAACCCGAGAAGCGACGCCGGGGCAGUUACCGCAAGAGCUCAACCGAAGACCAGGACUAUGCCUCCAGGAGGAUGGAGAGAUUGAACCGCGAGCGGGAAAUAGUCCUCGCCAGGAAAGAAGCUGCCAGGAGAAACUUCCCACCUUACACACCAGGAGGGCUCUUACCAUCACCAUCCUCAUACCCCUGGAAUCCCUCCACCAGAGAUGCAUCACCAGCAGGAGUGAGACAAGUGAACAGCUCACCUUAUAAUGCAGGAUGCAGCAGAGCUAGUCCAUCACCAGGGAGUAGGGGUAUCAGUACCAUUACCACACCCAUGGGACGGUUUAUUGUCUCCGUCCCCCAGCAACCGCCGUCUCCUAGACCUGUCGGUUCCCCGUCUCCAGAGGUUGCACCUUCACCUGGUGGGACAGCCAAGAAAGCCCAGCGGACCCAUAUCUUCGUCAUCUCCUCCCCGGAUGGUACCCAGAGUGUCAUCCAUGUGCCCCUCAAACCUGACCCUGCCUCACAAGACGCCAGUCAACCUCAGAGUCCAACACCAUCCCAGAAUCCCCCGACAUCCGGUCCAACGUUCCGCAAUCCCAUGACCACCCCUCAGAUCGUAGUCAGGACCUUGAGGCAGAAUCCGCAGCAGACUCCUACGGUGAUGCGGCAAGUGGUUUUGCCAUCAGCUCAGGGACAUGUCACCCAAUCGCCCACAAACCAAAGCGGAGACCAGACGCCGAACGCUGCCAUGUUGGGCAGCCCUCUGGAUUAUGUAACCGCACAAAAUCAGCGAGUGAUGUUUGAAAGGUCUCCCCAGCAACAUUAUCACAUUGGAAAACGUGGGAGUACGGAACCACUGACUCUGCAGUCACCUGGGACCAACAAAGUGAUUGUUGUAGCACCUCAUGCAAACCUGCAAAGUACAAGCUCUGCGACUCCUAAUAUACUUACCUCUUAUUCUGAAAACCUGGAGAAUUCGGAAUCACAUGAACCCUGCAUUAGCCCGAGGGUCGUCGCUCAACAUCAACACCACUCCGCUGAAGAAACAGUGUAUCACCACGAGCACAAUCUAACCCCGGAAUCCAACCAGAAAGUCAGUCACACGACCAGCGACAUGGACACGGAUUGGCUGUUGCGCGACGAAACAGUCGGCCACGAAGUGGACAUCCCGACGAGCGACUUUGUGGAGGAAGAGGCUUUCAUCCCACCCUCCGCCAACGUUGGCCACUCACCCCUCAUGAGAAAUGGAGCAGACCAAGAGGUCAUGGGUCACGUCACGGAUGAGCAUCUGACUGCGCAGGACAUCUUUGACCAGAUGACUUACGAGGCGGGGGUGGACGGGGAUGUGGGAGCCAACAUGGAGGUUGCUUUAAAGGAGGAGAUUAUCACGCAGAUUGCAUCUGAAAUGGAAGUUGAAUGAAUAUGGAUCGGGAUCCAGUUCCAUCCAGCUGCUAAGCAGGAGAACAAAAAA
Molecule: messenger RNA, 3568 nt
Organism: Patiria miniata (bat star)
Lineage: Eukaryota; Metazoa; Echinodermata; Asteroidea; Valvatida; Asterinidae
Product: nuclear receptor corepressor 2-like
Exons: 11
Coding region: 128-3517 (1129 amino acids)
Biological process (GO): RNA polymerase III preinitiation complex assembly
Cellular component (GO): transcription factor TFIIIB complex
Molecular function (GO): TFIIIC-class transcription factor complex binding
Source: RefSeq, a predicted model, not a curated record